Vicia villosa (hairy vetch) is the source of this 3670-nucleotide messenger RNA. RefSeq names its product probable splicing factor 3A subunit 1. Gene Ontology annotation, cellular component: catalytic step 2 spliceosome; U2 snRNP; U2-type prespliceosome. Bases 204 to 2636 code for a protein of 810 amino acids. Gene Ontology annotation, biological process: regulation of alternative mRNA splicing, via spliceosome; mRNA cis splicing, via spliceosome. Lineage: Eukaryota; Viridiplantae; Streptophyta; Magnoliopsida; Fabales; Fabaceae. The transcript has 3 exons. Gene Ontology annotation, molecular function: protein binding; RNA binding. The record is from RefSeq and is a predicted model, not a curated record.
AAAAAAAAAAACUCAAAACCCUAAAACAUAUUCCAAAAAAAAUCUCAAAACAGCAAAAUUCAUCAUCUCCGCUAAAUCCCUUCUUACAUAUCAGAAUCAAUCAAAUUGAAGCCUCAGUGUUUUCUCAGACAAAUCACACCGGAAAACGCAUGCCUAGUUCGUCGUCCACCGCCAUAACCAGGUUUUAAGGAAUUGCAGUCAUCAUGCUAGGUUCAUUACCUAUACUGCCUCUACCGGCUCCUCCUAUCGAUGGAAAUCUCGGUCCUCUCCCUGAGGCUCAACUCACUCAGGAGGAGGUAGAGGAAAGGAAUGAGAAAUCCAGCGUUGAGGAAGUUGCGCCGACAUCGGUUGCCACACAUACUAGAACUAUUGGAAUAAUUCAUCCCCCUCCGGAUAUUAGAACCAUUGUUGAUAAAACCUCCCAGUUUGUCGCUAAAAAUGGUAUAGAUUUUGAGAAGAGAAUUGUUGCUAAUAAUGCGGGGAAUGCUAAGUUUAAUUUUCUGAAUUCGUCGGAUCCGUAUCAUGCUUAUUAUCAGCAUAGGCUGGCUGAGUUUCGUGCGCAGAAUCAGUCUUCUACUCAACUGCCUGGGGAUUCGGAUUUACCGGAAUCAGCUACACCUGCGCCGGCUACUGAUAGUAAUAGUAAUGAUGUAGUGAUGGCUGAGAAGCCUGAUGUUUCUGCCCAGUUUAGACCGGUAAGGAAAGUACUUGACCCCCCUGAGGCUGAGCAGUAUACAGUUAGGCUUCCUGAAGGAAUUACAGGGGAAGAGCUUGAUAUAAUAAAGCUUACAGCACAAUUUGUGGCGAGAAAUGGGAAAUCGUUUUUGACAGGAUUGACAAGUAGGGAAAUUAAUAAUCCUCAGUUUCAUUUCAUGAAACCAACCCAUAGUAUGUUUACAUUUUUCACUUCCCUUGCCGAUGCGUAUUCAAAGGUUUUGAUGCCUCAGAAGGGUUUGACAGAGAAGUUGAAGAAGAGUGUCCCUGACAUGACAACUGUGCUUGAAAGGUGUGUGAAUAGGUUGGAAUGGGAGCGUUCGCAAGAGCAAGCUAGGCAAAAGGCAGAAGAUGAGAUAGAGCAAGAGAGAAUACAGAUGGCUAUGAUUGAUUGGCAUGAUUUUGUGGUGGUUGAAGCAAUAGAUUUUGCUGACGAGGAGGAUGAAGAAUUACCUCCUCCAAUGACCCUUGAGGAGGUUAUAAGGAGAAGCAAGAUGACGCCUAUGGAAGAAGAUAUCGUUGAGCCAGGAAAGGAAGUAGAAAUGGAAAUGGACGAAGAAGAGGCCCAGCUUGUUGAAGAGGGAAUGAGAGCUGCUAGUUUGGAAGACAAUGAUGAAGUGAAGAAGAAUGAAGUCAGGGUUACUGAAGACCCUGAACCACCAAUGAGGAUUGUGAAGAACUGGAAGAGACCAGAAGACAGGCUUCCUGCAGAUAAAGAUUCAACCAAGUUUGUGGUUUCUCCUAUCACUGGUGAACUGAUUCCUAUUAGUGAAAUGUCAGAGCAUAUGCGAAUUUCUCUCAUUGAUCCCAAGUAUAAAGAACAAAAAGAAAGGAUGUUUGCUAAAAUUCGGGAAACCACUCUGGCACAGGAUGAUGAAAUCUCAAGAAACAUUGUUGGACUUGCUCGGACCCGUCCUGAUAUUUUUGGUACUACUGAGGAAGAGGUUUCCAAUGCCGUCAAAGCUGAAAUUGAGAAGAAAAAUGACGAGCAACCUAAGCAGGUUAUUUGGGAUGGUCACAGUGGUAGUAUCGGCCGUACUGCAAACCAAGCAAUGUCACAGAAUAUUGGGAUGGAGGAUCAAAAUGAUGCUUCUAAUAAUGAAUUUAAAAACCUUCCUGGUCCAGCUGCACCUCCUCCAAGACCUGGUAUGCCUUCAAUUCGUCCUCUUCCGCCACCACCUGGACUAGCUUUAAAUCUACCCCGUGGUCCUAUGAAUAACAUGCAGUAUUCUAAUCCUAACAACAGUGGCCUUCCAAUGCCUCCACCCAGACCACCGGGCAUGCACAUGAUGCAAUCUCUCCGACCAGCUCCCCCUCCUCCAAUGCAAAUGUCCUCUGGACAGCAUCCCAUGAUGGGUGGUCAACCACACCAAAUGCAUCCAUCAAUUCCUAUGAAUAACCAAGGAAUUCCAAUUCCUCCACCACCUGGAUCUCAAUUCACUCCUAUUCCUGUUCCACGACCUUAUGUUCCUCUCUCUCAUCCUCCAUCAGGGAUGCCUAUGAUGCAUCCACCACCUCCCCCUCAAGGAUUACCACCACCGCCGCCACCUGAGGAAGCUCCUCCACCGCUUCCAGAGGAACCAGAACCCAAGAGGCAGAAGCAUGAUGAUUCUGCUCUGAUCCCCGAGGAUAAAUUUCUGGCUCAACAUCCGGGACCUGCUCGCAUCAGUAUAUCUGUUCCUAAUGUUGAUGAAGGAAAUCUCAAAGGACAAGUUCUGGAAAUAACUGUGCAAUCUCUGUCUGAAACUGUUGGUGGCCUGAAAGAAAAAAUUGCUGGGGAGAUCCAACUCCCUGCUAACAAGCAGAAAUUGAGUGGAAAGCCAGGCUUUCUCAAGGACAAUUUGUCACUUGCUCAUUAUAAUCUUAGUGGAGGAGAAACACUCUCUUUAGCAUUGAGAGAGCGUGGUGGUAGAAAGAGAUGAGCAUGUUAUGUGCAUCACUGUUCAAGAAGGUUUUUGUAAUAUUUGCGCUUCCUCAUGAGGCAUAUUGAUUCUUAUACUAUUGAUAGACAUAAUGCCUAUCUGCAUGAGUUUUAUGUUGAAAAUUUUAUAAUUAUUGUACUGUGAUGCAUCUUGAAGUUUUGUUGUUGUCUAAAAGACUGAUGCUAAUUAUGGAAUACAGAUUUUUGCUCCUUGGCGCUUGUCUCUUGAGGGAUAUGGCAAGUAGUGGAGUUCCAAUAUCUAAUCUGAUGAUGCCAAAUUGUUCACAUUUCUAAUUAAUGUUUUAUUUUGCAUUUCAGUUUUCCUUUUCUGAAGUUACUGAUCUGUUUUUUUAUUGUAGCUCCUGACUGUCAGGGUGGGAUCAUUUUUGUUUUUGCUAAUUUCCGUCUUGCAAUUAUGAACAUGAAGUGAUGAUUUAGAGUUUUUUUGCCUUAGGUUUUUUCUUGUAUUGUAUAUGUGAUACAAGAGCACUUUUGACUGUUGGUUAGAAGGCCACUUCUGCCGCCAAUCAAGUCCCUUUUAACUGAUGCAUCUUGUUUGGGGUUUUACUUUUUAGUCAUACAGUUUGUGGAUGGUAUUUAUCCUUAACCUAGAUUAGUGGUUGUGAUGGUUAUUGGUUUUUGAUUUUGCUGUUUUAUCAUAACAGAAAUAAUACAUGGACUUGUGGGAAGGCUGUGCAGCUUAGCCUGAUGUGUCUUUGAAUGGGACAAGGAAGGUAGAAUGGCCUACAAUUAUUUCUAGCUCAAAUCUUAUUGAGAUCAUUUGCUUUUAUGCGUGAGUUUUGUUCUGAUGGCUGUUUGUGCAUGCCGAGUUAUUGUAUAAUGGAGCAGGUUUGGUAUUUUAGUGAAAGCACUAAUUGACAUCUUUGUUUUUUGGGAUAUCAUGAAAUCUUACUGUUGUAAACCCCUUUAUUUAGAUCAUUUAGUUAUAUUGGUGUGUCAGUUAACUUGUUUGAAUUGGUGAAGAUGGAAAUGCGCCUAGUUUGAAAUAUAAUUUUUGCUUUGCUUGAUGAAAAA